Messenger RNA from Drosophila nasuta, 927 nucleotides. It is a transcript of the gene Sec20, whose product is annotated as vesicle transport protein Sec20. The transcript is spliced from 2 exons. NCBI's taxonomy places the organism in Eukaryota, Metazoa, Arthropoda, Insecta, Diptera, Drosophilidae. Gene Ontology annotation, biological process: retrograde vesicle-mediated transport, Golgi to endoplasmic reticulum. The coding region runs from base 106 to 795 and encodes 229 amino acids. Gene Ontology annotation, cellular component: endoplasmic reticulum; SNARE complex. Gene Ontology annotation, molecular function: SNAP receptor activity. The record is from RefSeq and is a predicted model, not a curated record.
AUAAUUGGCAAUAUCGAUAUAUCCCACGUCACAUCAAAACAAGAAAUUGUGUCCACAAGAAAAUAAAUAAGAACAAUAGAAGAAGAAAAACAAUCGUUAAUAGACAUGGACAAGGAUAAAUUUACCCUGCAAACCAUACGGCAAGACUUGAUUGAUAACAAUCUGCAGGCCAAGGCGAUUAUACAGGAUAUACUCAAUAGUAGGUCGUCUAUCGCUGAGCUGGAGGAGCUCAAUGAGGCGGGACGAGCUAAACUAUCGGCGAUACGCAAGAAUAUCGAACGAUUAGAUGAUUGGGCACGCGAUAUGGCGGACCCGGCAUUGGCCAAUGAGGUGGAUACGCACCGCGAUCAAUUCUCGAAAACACUUCAGGCAUUUCGCAAGGCUAACGUCUCCACAAUGCUGGAGAUUGAGAAGGCCAAUCGCGAGGAACUCAUGGCCAUAACGGGAGAGAGUGAUUUGAGGCAUCGCAACACUUCGGCGGGGGGUGCGCGGCACAAUCGCGGUAGUCUUGUGUCACAGGAGAACGAUGUGACGGAGAAAAUGUUGGCCAUAUCGCGACAUUUGUCCGAGACGACACAAAAGAGCGCUGUCACCUUGGAGACCCUCGUCGCCUCCUCCCAGAACGUGGAGGCCACGCAGGAUGAGUUGCACAACACAGCGGGCAGCAUUACGCAGUCGGGCAAGUUGUUGAAGAAAUACGGCAGACGCGAGUGUACGGACAAGAUGCUGUUGUUCUUUGCUUUCUCGCUGUUCCUCGCCUGUGUAUUCUACAUUGUGCAGAAGCGUCUGUUUUAGAUCUGUGGUAUCUCUAUAUUUGUUAAUUUAAAUAGUCGUUAGGCUUCUAAUCGUGUGUCUCUGUAAUAUUGUGUAAAACGCUUGGCUACUUUAAGAAUUAUAAAUUAUAUAGGCGCAAUUUAUUUAAUGUUA